GGUGUUUCCACCUACAGCCCUUCCGAUCACUCAUACUUAAUAUUUGCACGGUAAUUUACACCAUCAAAUUGGCGCUGACCGUGGGACCUAUUACAAGAAGAAAAGCGUUCCAAAAUUUUGGACAAUUCAUGUCCAUGUUUCAACAACCGGGAGGGUUUUUCCCCUUCAUCCCCGGAUUGUACCCCCAAUCUAUCCCCCAAAAUACUCCAUUCCCAAGCGUAACCGGACUUCCGUCAUCAUUCCCACAAACUAGCAUCAUCCGGCCGGUCAUUCCAGCGAAUCUGGUCGGAGAAAUGGAUAAGGUUGGACCAUCCCGAUCUAGAAGGAGCCGGUCCCAAAGAUCACACACCCAUAUAACGCCAGAGGGGAAUGUGCGUUCAGUCGACAACAAAGACGAGGACUGGGACCUCCCCCAGGCACAAAAGAAGCUGAAGGGUAAGGCAAUCCAACCUGAAGGAUCCAGGAGAUCAGCAUUCCAGAGGCUGGGACAUGACGGCAGGAACCAGAACCGGCCGGCCAAAGAGCGACUAGGAGUGGAGACUACCCCGGUGAGUGCCUUUGACCGACUGGGGAGAGGGGUCGGGCGACCUGGUCGGACCAGGCGAACGGAACCACCCCCUCGCGAUGAACCCCAGAACAGCCGGGCGCCCCUGGAAGAGGAGGAAGCGGAAAGCCAUCCAAGGCACACGGUCCGCACCCACGUUGAACAACCUAGGGACCGUGUAGGCCGGGUAGAAGCACGUUUGGAAAAGUUACAGCGACGGGUAGACCGGGACGAGAAGAAGAAGGUCUUGCUGAAUGAAUCUUCAUUCACUGACCGGGUACAAGAAACCCCGUUCCCAAAAAAGGCAAAGCUAGAAGUCCCAAAAUUCACCGGCAAGGAGGACCCGGAAAUACACGUUAAAACCCUCCACCAAAGUGGGAGAAUGAUGGGUCUUUCCGGGGACGAAAAGUGUUUGCUUUUCUUCCAAACCCUCCGCGGCCGAGGAGCCGAGUGGUUUCACAACCUCCCGGCCGGUGAAAUUGAUUCUUUUGAUGAGCUGGCCGAGGUGUUCCAAGAAAAGUUCAAAAAAAAUUGUACCAAGAGGAAAAAAUUUACCUACUUGAGUACGGACGGGCAGAGGGAACAUGAGGAUCUGACCAAGUUCCUCACCCGGUGGAAUGAUGAAGUUGACAAGGUGGAGGAGAUGGACGACAAAACCGCAAUGUCCCUCCUGGUCUCCGGGCUUCGUUCCGGAGAAUUGUACAAGGAAUUCUGCCGGAGACCUCCCCAGUCUUACCAAGAGGCCUACAACACGGCCUGGGAUUACGCAGAUGCUAAGGCUCAGGUUUCCUCCAAACGGGAAGCCGAGCAGGGCCACUCCAAAGGGAGGAUUUCCUUGAAAAAGGAAAUCGAACUGCAUGGCAGGGUAAAAGCGGAAGUCAUGGAGGUAAAACCGGUCAAGAUGGAGAAAAAGGCAACUAGGGAGAAGCAGUGGACCGAGAAGUAUUGCUCUUUCCACAAGACAGACUCCCAUAACACUGCUGAGUGCAAUAGUGUUAAGGGAGUGAUAAAGCAAAUGAUCGAGGCCGGGGAACUCGACCAAUAGUACUUAGCCCAGGCAAAACAGAAGAAGAACCAAUGGAUCCGUCUUGAGGGGCCACCGGCUGACCAGAAUAAAAAGAAGAAAGCAUCCGGUAAGGAGCACUUACAGGUGAUUUAUGGAGGACCAGAAGGAGGAGAUUCUGCUUCUCAAUGAAAGAAGUGGGGACGU
Messenger RNA from Cuscuta campestris, 1754 nucleotides. The record is from the annotation of a GenBank genome assembly. NCBI's taxonomy places the organism in Eukaryota, Viridiplantae, Streptophyta, Magnoliopsida, Solanales, Convolvulaceae.